GUCAUCAAGCAUAUGGAAGCUUCAGAGGGCGUCAUAAAUGAACGAGGCGCCCUUCUUUCUCCACAAUCUGGUCUCUAUGGCAGCUAAGCUUUGCUCAAGAGUCAAGAUCGCCCUUGGCUACCGGAAGCCGUUGGCUACCUGAAGCCGUUGUUUCUUCCAGCUAGCUUCUUUGGAAUCCGCAAAUGCAGCUUUCUAAAGGUACUUUGGGCUUCUUUUGACAAGCACUUCGUAUUGCUGAUUUCACAACUCAGCCCCCGCAGCUCUCAUCGCAUUUGCGGGACCGCUAAAUGCAGAACGCCCUCUUACACCUUUGAUCUCCGUUAAACAUCUAAUCGUGCAGCAGCCCUCUUCUUUCUGCGCUGUCAGCCACAGGAAGAAAAGAUCAGCAUUUGGACUGGCCAACCCCAACCCGCGCAACUACUCUCGCCUCAGCAUUGCCUAAUGGCUACCUCCUUCCCCCUCCCCCCAGUGUUUCCCCAGGGCCAAUUGACCCAUGUGCCAAUCCAAGGAACACAGGGGAGAGUUGCAGUGGAAGACAGCGGACCGCCAGACUCUGCAUUGCCCACUCUGCUCUUCCUCCACGGCCUGGGAGACUUCCGUCAGACUUACCGCUUCCUCGCGCCAAAGUUCCACUCAAGAGGGCACAGAGUCCUCUUGGCAGACCUGAGGGGGUGCGGAGAGUCAACGACAAACUUCCCAUCCUACACGCCUGUGGAUGUGGCAAACGAUGCGGUGGCUGUCUUGGACCAUUUCAAGGUGAAUCAACCAGCAGUCAUCGUCAGCAAUUCGCUGUCUGCCUCCUCUAGUGCGUACGUGGCUGCCAAGCACCCCGAGAGGGUCGCUGCUCUGAUUGGGACGGGCCCCUUCCUGCGCGACCCCCCCGGCAGCGGCUGGCUCGGCCCCGUGAGCCACGUGCUCUUCGCCCGUCCGUGGGGCGCGGCCGCGUGGGUCUCCUUCUGGAAAACGCUCACGGUCAAGAAGCCCGCCGACUUCGAUGAUUAUACGAAGGCGAUGAACGCGGCCACGAGGAGCGAGGGACACCUGGCGGCGAUCGGCGGCAUGAUCCGGGGGCCCAAGAAGCCGUGCUGGGAUGUUGCGGGGGACGUCAAGUGCCCGGUUCUGCUCGUGUUUGGCUCCAAAGACCCCGAUUUCAAGGACCCGGCGGCUGAGGGCGAGGAGCAUCGCCGGCAGCUGAAGUCUGCCAAGGUGGUUAAGGUCGAGGUUUUGCCGGGGUUAGGCCACUACCCAGCUUCUGAAGAUCCGGAGGCCGUGUUCAAACUGGCGACAGACUUUCUGGAGGCUUCUCUCUGAAUGGCCCUGCGACUUACGUCUGGCCGUUUGGUGCACUUGUAUACUUAGCACCGAGCUAGAAGUUGUGACAUAAUUGGUGCCAAAUCGGCCGUUGAGUCUCAUGAAGACCAGGCCAGUAUAGGUGUAUGGGAUAAUAUGACAGCGUAAGAAAGGCCGGCAGUCUGGGGUAUUUGACCACAAUAGUUCUUAGGUAGAAUAGGUUGCAGGCCCGGCAGUGACCAUCCUUAUAGAGCAUGCGCAGCGAUUGGGUCGAUCUUGGCCCAUGCCUCACGGAUACCGUCGAGUGGAUCGACUGGCAACUUUGUAAAGGCGUAUAGGUAAGAACUUUGGAACGAUGCCAGAACCACUAAAAUGACGUGUGGGAAAUCUAGAAUUGAUUCAAUAUCAUGUGCUAGCAAGCCUGCUUGCAACAUGUAGUAAGUUGGCUUUAAGUACAUACGGGCUCAGAUGAAAUUCUCA
Molecule: messenger RNA, 1770 nt
Organism: Klebsormidium nitens
Lineage: Eukaryota; Viridiplantae; Streptophyta; Klebsormidiophyceae; Klebsormidiales; Klebsormidiaceae
Source: the annotation of a GenBank genome assembly